Penaeus vannamei (Pacific white shrimp) is the source of this 1216-nucleotide messenger RNA. NCBI's taxonomy places the organism in Eukaryota, Metazoa, Arthropoda, Malacostraca, Decapoda, Penaeidae. The record is from RefSeq and is a predicted model, not a curated record.
AAGGUGAAAGAAGGAGAAACAUACGAGUUGGUGAUUACAAAUAAUAGUGGAUUGUACCGUUACCGACUUGGAGAUGUUGUGAAGAUCAACUCAUUUUACAAGAAGGCCCCAACAGUUGAAUUCAUGUAUCGGCAAGGACAGCUUUUGAAUGUACGAGGUGAAAAGUUGAGUGAAGAAGCAUUUUAUCGGAGUCUGCAAAAAAUAGCUGGUUCACAGUUGGCUGACUACUGCUGUGCUGAGAGUGCUGCCAUCAAGACUUCAAAAGAAACAGUUCCUCAUUACGUAGUUUUUGUUGAAUACCAAAAUGGCCAAGUAAUGUCCCAGGACAAAACCUUGGAGCUUGAUGAGGAUCUGCGAAAAGAGCACUUUGUUUAUGAUUCUUUUCGUACAAAGGGGAGCAUUGCCAUUCCAGAAGUGUACUCAUUGAAACCAGGCACUUUCUUGGCACUCCGUCAGCAUUUACUUCAACACACUGAUGCAACUGCAAAUCAGUUGAAAAUACCUCGAGUGCUUGUCAAAGAAUCAGCUAUCAAGUUUUUAUUGGAAAAUGUUGUCUGAUUAAAUGUAUAGGAACUCAUAUAAUUAAUUUGGGAAUUGAGUUAUUAAUAAAUUUGUAAGGAUAAAGUGUAUAUAGUACUGUAAAAGUAUUUUCAAUAGGAGUCUUGAUAUUAUGGUAUAAUAAUUCUUACAGAUUUUACUGUUGUUAAGUAAUGAGGUAAACAUUCUCUUUAGAUUCUCUACAUUUAUAAAUAAUGUACAUAGUAUAUAUUUAUUUAUUUUCAUUCAUGAACAAGAAGUCCUAUUAUGUAUGGUUUAUUAUCAAAGAUCUCUGACCUGUAUUGUCAUUUUUUUUUAUAUGUUUGACCUCAUUCUCUCCCAGUGCAUGCCAGUGAUCUGGACUGGAAAUAGGUAUCAGGAAAAUAGGGUACAGCAGUACCCCUGCCUCUCAAAAUUUAGUAAUUUUUAUAUGAUACUUUUAUUAUGUUUUUUUUUUAACUGGUGAAUGAGUGCAUGCCUUUGAUUGUGCAUGUGUGUGUUUCAACAUUUGGAAGUCUAGUCCUACUAGUAAUGCAUUAUGCAUUAGAAAAGAGUUAUCCUUUAAGAUAUGCAUACUGAUGAUUAUUACAGGUUCUCUUAAUUUGUAUUCAUUUCUUAUUAGGAGAAUAAUUUGUUUUUAUUUCUUAUCAGAUUGAGUUAAUAAACUAUAAAAUUUUGA